AAUGCAAUAUUACUACUACUACUACUACUACUACUACUACUACUACUACUACUACUACCACUACUACUACUACUACUACUACUACUACUACUACUACUACUACUACUACUACUACUACUACUACUACUACUACUACUACUACUACUACUACUACUACUACUACUACUACUACUACUACUACUACUACUACUACUACUACUACUACUACUACUACUAAAACAGUCCUUCCCCUCGUUUUUGCGUGA
Molecule: messenger RNA, 245 nt
Organism: Trichobilharzia regenti
Lineage: Eukaryota; Metazoa; Platyhelminthes; Trematoda; Strigeidida; Schistosomatidae
Source: the annotation of a GenBank genome assembly